UACUGACACUCAGAUCUUACCUGACUCCAGGACAUCUCCCCGGCCAUGCUACAUCUCUGCUUCAGGGGAAGGGCCUCUGAGCAUGGAGGCAUCCAUCCAAAGACCACACCAUCCGGGUCCAGGGGGAGACAGCAACACCACAGUGGACAACCAUGGCCGUGGCUUCUAUGACUUCUCUCUUUCAGUUCCCUUUCCAUCUCCUAUGGAAGCAGAGAUUGCCUGCCGCUCUUUGGACCCAGAUCCUGAGCCUCGCCGUAGUGGAGUCCAGCGGGAGUUAACUGUCAUUGGGAAUAAAUUGGUUCUCCAUUGGAGAGCGGAAGAAGCCCGAUUCUUCCGAGUCUCUAUCACCACCUUCCUGGACUAUCUGGCUCUGGUCCUGCAGACCAUGGAGCGUUUUGGGCCCCCGGGGCCCCACUGAGACCCCUCUCAUCCCAGUUCCCCAAUGAAGAAGAUCUACCAGAAAGACUGAGUUUCAACAAGAUAGGAAAAUGGAAACCAAGACCCCUCCCCAUCUUCCUUACCUGCUCACUCACCACUCCCUUUCCCCCCACCCUACUUUGAAUACCACUUUCUCUUCAAAGGAGAAUAUGGAAGAUGCAAAGGAGAGAUCUUGGUUCCAGUUGCCCAUUCCACUAUGAACUUGUUGCAGAAAAUAAAUCUCAUUAUACAAACAAA
Messenger RNA from Monodelphis domestica (gray short-tailed opossum), 675 nucleotides. RefSeq names its product EKC/KEOPS complex subunit LAGE3-like. NCBI's taxonomy places the organism in Eukaryota, Metazoa, Chordata, Mammalia, Didelphimorphia, Didelphidae. The record is from RefSeq and is a predicted model, not a curated record. Gene Ontology annotation, cellular component: EKC/KEOPS complex.